Messenger RNA from Moesziomyces antarcticus, 2103 nucleotides. Its product is annotated as sentrin-specific protease 8-like. Gene Ontology annotation, molecular function: cysteine-type peptidase activity; deNEDDylase activity. Lineage: Eukaryota; Fungi; Basidiomycota; Ustilaginomycetes; Ustilaginales; Ustilaginaceae. The record is from RefSeq and is a predicted model, not a curated record. Bases 1 to 2103 code for a protein of 700 amino acids. Gene Ontology annotation, biological process: RNA processing; proteolysis. The transcript is spliced from 3 exons.
AUGGCUGCUGAUGAUCAUGACCCCAUCGUCGUCUCGACUGCCACCGCCUGUGUGCAUCAAUCGGACCUCGAGACCUUGGGCGACGACGAGUGGGUCGGAGACAACAUUUUAGCCUUCCAUGCCGAGUGGCUCGACGAUCUCGGCACGCGGCUCGAUGAGGCCAGCUCCGCGCCUUCAGUCAAAAUGAUGCCUCCUUCCGUGGUCGAGCUGCUCUGCGCGCUCGACGAGGAAGCAGGCAACCAAGCAUCCUCGGUCGUGCCAACACCGUCCGAGCGCUUUCUUCUGCUCCCUGUCAGCGACCGCUACAGCUCCUCGAGCCCCGGACACUCGGCCGGCGGUAGUCACUGGAGCCUGUUGUUCAUCGACGCCCAUAAGGGCGACAGCUUCCACUUGGACUCUCUUGGAGACAUCAACCGCACCGCAGCCGACACGGUGCAGGACAGCAUUCGCACGCUGAUUCAGGCCAAGUCCGGCGGUACAUUGCGCCCAGCCAAACCACGCAACGUCGAAUGCCUCCAGCAGCAGGCCAACGGCAGCGACUGUGGCAUCUACGUGCUCUGUCUCUCCAGUCUUUUACAUCGUCGCCUCUCCCACGACAGUCCAUCGGACAGGCUCGAAGCCCUGGUCGAAGAGGUCUGCGAAUCGUCGACACCAGACACGGUGAUGAAAUUCCGGCACAAGUACCUCUCCUGGCUGCAAACAUGGGGCGAGGUGACGCAUCAUGAGGAGCACGUCCAGCCCGACCAGCGCAUCCGUGCACGCUUUCUCGAACUUUUUUCGGGUCUCGGUGUGGACCGUUCUACUCUUGCGAUGGCCAAGACGCUCGACCCGGUUCAGGCCGCGCGCAGGGCGGCCAUCCAGCGUGAGUCGAAGCGCAACAAAGAGCGCAAGCAGCAGGCCCAGCAGGCGCGCGAAUUGCGCCAAGACACCGCGCCACUCGAGCGCCAGAUCCGUCGCCUCGAGUCCCGACAGAAUACACUCAGCGAGGACGACCAGGAGGAGUUGCAGCGUCUCCAGCGCGAGGUUGCCGACGUCAAGCGCAUCAAGGAAGAAUACGUCCGCAACCAUCCGGAUCAGCGCAACUUUGUUCGCGGCUACGAGGAAAAGGCCUCCACCGAUUCCAAGCCUGGCGAGUUGAGCAACGCACCUCAGCAAACCGCAACAGCGACCGCUCGCGACAGCCAGAAUGCGCCGUCGCGGGAUCCGAGAUGGAGUAUCUACUACGAUCCGGUCUUCAAUCCAUACGGAGCACCUCCACCGGGCAUGCCUUACCUCGACAAGCCUCACUCGCAGCUAGUAGCCGAAGGACUUCUGGACGUGGCAAAGCCACCGCCGCUGCCCGAAGAAACGGCCGAUUUUGAAGAUGGUGACUCUGACGAAGACAGCGACGAUUCGAGCAUCGACGACGACCUCAAAGACAUUGUCAUGCCGGCAGGACCUCCGCCCAUCAAGCUUGCGUCUCAUCAAGGAGAGAUCCGUCCGAGCCCAGCGACAGCUGACCGAGGCCGAGCUGUGCGCGGCACGGGCAAGGCAAGAGGCCGGCCACCAGGCUCAGAGCAACACAGAGGUGGGAGACACGGUCCAGGCAAUGGCAUUGGCCGAGGCAUGGCGAGACCGAUCCACAGCGCCGCCGGACUCCCUGCGCGGCCUCCUCCUGGACUUCCGCAACGGCCUCUGGUACCCGUGGCAGCCGCAACAGGCUCCAGACCGCAAGCAGCUGCCCCCGCAUCUGGAACGCCCAAGCCACCAGGACCGCCGCCUGCAGUGCCCGACGGCGUCGUGAUCUCAGCAGAGCCGCAGCUCCGCGAUUUGAGGAAAGAGACCACGGCAUUCGUCCCGGCGGCGAUUCGCAAGAAGCAGCAAGAAGAAAAGGCAAGGAUGAAACGCGGACUUCCCGGCAGGAUCGAUGCAGCCCCGCUCUCGGAGAACAUGACCGGCCCGGCAGAUGCCGCUCAGAAGGAGCGUCCGGAUCUGCUCAAGUCUGUGCAGGCGCAUCUGCCCAGCAAGGCCGCCGAGGCUUCGGGAGGACAACAAUCGAGCGAGGGCGGCAGCAGUGCCCAAGACUACGAUCGAUUUCUGCGCGAGGUGGGCGAUCUGCUCUGA